AUGAAUUCAAAUGGUUCUUCAAAAGUAUUAACUUUUUCAAUAAGUAAUCAUCAUUAUAAUAAUAUGAAUAAAAUAGUAACCACUGCCGACGAUGAUGAUACUGAUUGUGUUAAAGUCGAGAUCUCUGAUCUUGACAAUAGUUGUCCACAUCAAACAACAGUUAGUUUAAUGAGAUGUAAAAAACAAAUCUUACAUCCAUUUCGUAAUCUAUUAUGUUUAAUCGGUUGGAGACCAUUCGGUGUUGAUAGUUUAAAACGUUCAUCAAUUUUGAUGCGUAUUUUUAAUAUUAUUUAUCCACUUUUCAUUUUAAUCUUAUUGUUAUUUAAUUAUACAUAUGAAAUUAUUGUCUGUCAAGGAAAACUCAACGUAGUUACUGAUACCAAAACUACAACCACGACAACUAGUACUACGACAAUAUCAAUAAAAGAAAAUUUUACUAUGUUAAAUUGGAGUUCAUUAGUACCUCCAAAACCUAUACAUUUAGUUAAUACGAGUAAUAUAGUUUCUCCAGUAUGUGGUCAUAUAUUUACGACUUAUAUUCUACCUGAUAUCUUACAUUUUGCUGCAUUUAUUAUUGGUUUUAUGUAUUUUCGUAUUACAGAAGGUGAACAAAUGUAUUCUCUUAUGGAAAAAGUUUUUAUUCGUGCUGAUCAAAAUAUGCGACAAUUUAGUCCAAAUCGAGUUAUUCGACGAUUGAAAAUAAUUUUAUUAAUUGGAGGUAUUUGGGUACUUGCAUCAGUAGCUACACAUGCACUAUCGAAUGCCAUGAAUGAUUUUGCUCAUCCAUUAAUUUUUGAUAAAAAAACUCAACAACAAAGAACUUCCCUAAAAUACAUUUUAUUUACUCUUGAUAUUAUGUGUUUACUUGUUUCAAAUUGUAUUCAUUUGGCUAUUGUUAUGAAUUUUGUAUCUCAUUGUGAAAUGGUUGUCUUCUAUUGUAAAGCAAUUCGAACACGAUUAGAAGAAAAAUCUAUACAUCUUUUAGAAGCUAUGAAACAAAUUCUUGAUCUUGGCUCAUCAAUUAGUCAAUUGAAUGGUGCAGGUUCUCGAAUGAUGUCAGUAUUAAUUGUUUAUUUUCUCGAACGUACAAUAUUAGGUAUUAUCUUACUCAUGCUCAAUGAAAUCAAUGAACCAUUAAUGUAUGUUUAUCGAGCGUUAUAUCCAGUAGUUUGGUUGUCAAUUCUGAUGUUUUGUCUUACACAAGCAGCAAGAGUAACAGCUAAAUGUGAUAAAUUUCAUCGUAUUAGUCUUUCAAUGCGUGUCUAUGGUUAUCAUACAGCAAGUACAAAUGAUCUUGAUGGUUUUCUACUUUUUCUUGCACAAGCUGAAUUACGUGCAAAAUUAUUUGGAUUAACUGUUCGACCGGGUAAAAUUAUUUCCAUGGUUGUCAUAAGUAUUGUUAUAGCUGUUGUUCUUCUUCAAACCAAUGUUAUUAACAGUACAACAUUUUUUCUUCAAUAA
Molecule: messenger RNA, 1461 nt
Organism: Adineta steineri
Lineage: Eukaryota; Metazoa; Rotifera; Eurotatoria; Adinetida; Adinetidae
Source: the annotation of a GenBank genome assembly